Hylaeus volcanicus is the source of this 759-nucleotide messenger RNA. RefSeq lists its product as uncharacterized. Bases 1 to 759 code for a protein of 252 amino acids. Lineage: Eukaryota; Metazoa; Arthropoda; Insecta; Hymenoptera; Colletidae. The record is from RefSeq and is a predicted model, not a curated record. The transcript has a single exon.
AUGUCCUGCUUCGGGGGCGACGACGAGCGGAUCUACAUGGUCGAGGUGCUGAUCCACAAAGUUACCCUGACGCACAGCAAGAUCAAAGAUAUCGGCGAGUACCCGAUCUCGAUAAAGGUGAAGUUCAUGAACUUCCCCGUGUUCGAGAUUACUCGACAGGACUUCUACUCUUACAAGCCACCACCCCCUGAGGACGAGGGUUGCACCCUGAGGUUCAUGAUAGGAAGAAGUUGCAUGUUCGUUAUGCAGCCCAAAGAACUGGUGAGGGAGUUGCAAUCGACGGCGAUGAAGGUCGGUGUGUUUCGAAUUGGCGACACUUAUCCAACAGCUGAGACGGAGGUAACCCUUCCCGGUUGCUUAUGCGACCAAGUGGCGAUGGUUCAGAACGACGCUGAGAAUCUUCCCAAACCUUUCGUGGUGAAGGGUGUCUACAACCUGGUGGAUCCUGGCGAGAAUCCUUCAGGCACGUUGGAACUGGAGCUGCGAUUGCUAUGCUUUGGCAGGUCCAUCAUGACUCAUUACGAGCUGCACCCCAAGUUCUUCACGUUCAGAAACCAGGACCAGGAACGAGAGUUCUGCGUUAGGCGACUGGUACCGCCCAGCUAUCGUCCAGACGGUCUCGAACAGGACAUUUCGGAAUUUCCAGACAGAACCACGAUGGACGAGUUGAAAGGCAUUCCGCCUAAGACAACGCGCAAGGGGAAGGGAAGGAAAGGUAAGGGAGGGAAGGGUAAGGGCAAGAGGAAGGGCAAAAAGUGA